Molecule: messenger RNA, 6445 nt
Organism: Seriola dumerili (greater amberjack)
Lineage: Eukaryota; Metazoa; Chordata; Actinopteri; Carangiformes; Carangidae
Gene: sona
Product: serine/arginine repetitive matrix protein 2-like
Exons: 10
Coding region: 190-3834 (1214 amino acids)
Biological process (GO): regulation of mRNA splicing, via spliceosome; regulation of cell cycle
Molecular function (GO): RNA binding
Source: RefSeq, a predicted model, not a curated record
CAGUUAGUUGGCUAACGUUGACGGUUAGCAUAUUCAGCGGUUGUUUAGUCCCGCACAUUCUAAGUCGGCAGCCAUCUGGUAUUUUCUGUACAGGAUCUGCAGUCAUCGAAUACAACCUGGUUUUGAUUGAGGGAGCAGCACACGAGUGACAUUAAGAGACCACUUUCCGAAGUCAGCGGCACCGGCACAAUGGAAUGUGCAGUGGACAUCCCGUCAGGUGAGGAUGAGGCACCAGAGAAAGAUGACUUGAAUACCAAGGAAGUGAAUGAUCCACCCCAUAAGAAAAACAAGAAGCACAGAAAACACAAGAGCAAGAAGAAAAAGAGGAGGAGGAAGGGGGAAAAGGAGAGCAGUUCCGAAUCUGGCGCAGAGUCCGAUGUAGAACCACCACCCCCACCGAGACCUGUCCGAACCACCAGAGCCAGUGCCAGACUGGCAGCAGCUGCUGGAGGUGGAGACCAUGCUGGGCUGAAAGAGGAAGGUAAAAGGGAUGUAAUUACAGAUCGUGUGGACACAGAGGGAGAUGCAAAAUCCAAAAAACACAAAAGACAUGCAGCCAAGAAGAAGAAAAAGAAGAGGAAGAAAGAUGAAAAGCAGGAAAAGCAGGAAAAGAAAUCCCCAUCUCGAUCCCCAUCUGAAAGCAGCUCAGCUUCAGGUUCUGAGUCUGAAGGUGAAGGAGGUAAAGGAGCUGGUGAUGGCAAAUACUCGCCAGCUGGAGCAUCUGACUUGCAAGAACCAGUAUCUAAACAGGGUUCAAAAAGCAAACGAGGGGAGGAGAAGGGGGUUCCCAUCCUCAUGCAGAAACCUGCAUUGCUUGGAGUGAAGAAAGAGGAGAUUUCAAAUAUGGAUGUGUCCUCAAUGGAAGGGAAGGGCAAUAACACCAAUGGAUCAGAGAAGGGUAUGAGGUCACCCUCUGCAGGCCUGGAUGAGAUGACACAGACAACAACAGUUAGGGUUAAGACAGAGGGUGGUCAUGGAGAUGGUGCAUUCAGCCAUGCCCACGAACUGCCUGACAUCAUCCCUAAACAGGAAGGUGCUACCCCAAGAGAUGACCCAGGCCUGAAAGAUCAGGCCAAUUCAGUUCAGAGGGCAAAGAUCAAGGAACGCGAUACAUCCAGGUCCAGGUCUCCUUCCCCUUCCAGGGGCCUAGACAUUAAGAGGUCUGGUUCAAGUCAUAGUCAGUCUCCAACACCUAGUCCCAGUAGGGAGCAGUCUGGUGGUCAAACAGCAAUGAAAGAACGGUCAAGAACCCAUUCCAGGUCAACCUCAAAGGGAAAACGCUCUGCAACGCCUCUAAAGAGUCGACAGCUGUCCCGCUCUCAGUCUCCUAAACCUAGGAAGAAGUUGCUAUCCCUGUCGCCCAAAUCUCCCAAGAGAGGUAGGUGUCAGUCCCGGUCCACCUCUCGCUCCCUCACCCCCAAGAAGAAGGUGACAAGGUCUCCAAAGAAGUCCAAAUCUCCUAAACGGCGGAGAAAUUCCUUGUCUAUUUCCCCAAAGCGACGCCGGAGUUCCCUCUCUCCUAAAAGAAAGGUGUCACGAUCCCCUAAACGUGGUGGUCGCAGAUCCCCCUCUCUGUCGCGGUCUCCAAGGAGAAGUCGAAGGUCAGAGUCACGUUCCCGUGGAGGCACAAGACGCUCCAGGACCCGCUCACCCAGACGAGGUGGUGCAGUUGGCAGACGUUCGCGGUCACGCUCCGUCACUAGAACCCGUCGCUCCAGCUCUAGAUCCAGACGUCCUGUUCGUCGCUCCAGGUCGCGGACACCGGCAAGACGCGCAGGAGGCAGACGUUCCAGGAGUCGGUCCUUGUCUCGACGUAGGAGGUCACCACCCCCCAGAUCCCGCCGUUCACGCUCCCGGUCGAUCCGCAGGAGCAGGCGAACUCGAUCACGUUCCAUUGUCGUCCUAAAGCGCACCCGUCGCUCCAGAUCCAGGAGUCCUCGCAAACGGACCAAAUCUAGAACCCCUCCCUCUCGACGACGGUCUAAAUCCAGGUCGCCAGUCAGAAGGCGUUCUCGGACCCCUGCCAGGAGAAGUCGUUCUCCACCAAGGUUUGGUAAACGCUCCAAAUCCCGCUCGUUGUCACGAAGGCACCGGUCAAAGUCACACUCGCCACUACCUGGGAAAAAGAGGUCCAAAUCGCCCAAGAAGAGUGGAAGAAGGUCAAAAUCCAAAUCUGACUCUGUGGACUUGAACAGAUCAAAGUCCAGGUCUGAGUCAAGUGAUGGGCAGUCUGGCAGCUGCUCCCCAGCCAGAUCCACAUCUUCCUCUCCUGUUAAAGCGAAGAUGUUUUCUUCUCCUAAGGCAGAGCACACAGCUGGAGAAAGUGGAGGACUUUCAGCUACAACAGGUGGUUGGAAACCCGUGCCCUCAGCAGUUGCCUCCAGUCCCCAAGUUGGGAGCUCCUCAGAUAAAUUGCAGGAACAGCUUGCAACCAACCAUGACAAGGAGCAGAUGGAGCAUACCAGUACAUCCAAUGAACGAGAUGUUUCCAGGUCCAGGUCUGGUUCCAAAGAGCCUAACCCAGAUGGAUCAGAUUGUUCGGAAGGCACGGAUGAAGAAGAGGAUUCUUCAUCUCCAGUUAAAAUGGCAUCUAAACGCCAGAGAAGCUCCUCCAUUUCAGCAUCUCCAGUGCAGAAGAAGCAGUUAUCCAAGUCACGGUCACCUACGGAUCGCAGGAAACUUUCACGCUCAACUUCAUCGCCUCGACGAUCAACAUCCAAGUCUACAUCCAGAAAGAAGCAAUCCAGGUCAAAGUCUCCAGUGAGGAAAAGAGAUUCCGUCUCUCCAUCAGAAAGGAAGAAGCGACGGUCUAAAUCUCCUGCCCGGAGGCGGCGGUCACGCUCACGUUCCACCACACGGCGUAAACGGUCAUCCUCCAAGUCUCGAACCAGAAUCCGCCGGUCCAAGUCUCGCACUCCAACCCGCAAGAGGCGAUCUCGAACCCGUUCACCUAACACCAGAGGGAGGAGGAGGUCCAAGUCCACAGAGAGGAGCAAGCGAUCCAAGAGCCGCUCCACAGGCCGGAGGAAAAGGUCUAGGUCAGGAGACAGAAGCAGGCGAUCUAGGUCUCGUUCCUCCGAUCGUAGACGCAGGUCUAGAUCGAGGGGUCGAGGGAGGCGCCCAGUGUUUCGCAGUCGUUCGUUCGAUAGACGGGAUAGGUGGAAGAGGGAACCUAGCCACUCCCCAGUUCUCAUCCUGCGCAAACAGCGCCGCUCAGGGUCGCGGACAAGACGCAGCACCAGCAAGACUCCUCCACGGCUCACUGAACUGGAUAAGGACCAGCUGCUGGAGAUAGCUAAGGCUAAUGCUGCUGCCAUGUGUGCGAAGGCGGGGGUUCCCAUUCCUGAGAGUCUUCGGCCAAAAGCCAUCCUCCAGCUCCCUCUACCCACUCCAUCUCCUGCCCCCCUCUCCUUACCUCUACCUUUACCUCUCCCAAUGGGCAUGGGGAUGCCCAACAUGCCGAAUAUGCCCAACAUGGGUCCAAUGGGGAUACCCAAUAUUCCCGGAAUGCCCAGCAUGUCAAACAUCACCAUGAGUGCCGCUAUGGCAAGUAUGACAGCGGCUACUAUGACAGCUGCCUUGACCAACAUGGGUGCCCUUGCGGCCAUGCCUCCCCUUGCCCCACUUCCCACCAUCACUAACAAGCCUCCCCCCUGCCUCGCCCCCCCAACACCAACCCUUAACCUGGACCACAUCGAGGAAGCAAAGAGGAAGGUCACUCAGCAGGCUAACAUACACACCAUCAAGGAGCUUACUGAGAAGUGUAAGAUGAUUGCAAAUAGCAAGGAGGAGAUGGCCAUUGCUAAACCCCAUGUCUCAGAUGAUGAAAGCUAAAAACCGCCAAUCCCUCACGCCACACAUCGAAGGACUGAAGGAAAAUGUAAAAAAUGCUUCACAGGAGGGACCUACCUUUCCACAGUUCCCUCUGGCAGCCAGAUAUCCUGACUGAGUCUCGUAAACCACCCAGAAGAAGAGCACCCUAAUUAUCACAGUUAUGAUAUAGGAGCACCGGCACCAGCCACUGCCCCCCUCAGCUCCCCAGUUUGUUUCUGUGUGUGUGAGAGAAUGGCAGACUGUCACCUGUGAUACCACUGAGAAAACUGGACAUGCUGACGUGUGCACAGUUGUAUGACUGUAAAGUGAAUCUGUGUGUGUGUAUAUAGUGACUUUGACCACCCAUCCCUCAGCGUUGCUGCUCAUUCAAGCAGUCACUGUUGUAAAGACUGAAGAGGAAACAAACCAAACUAACUAGUGGCGCAAGUGUUUUUGUAAAAGAUUAGUUUCUCUAAAUUUGUUUUACUUUUAUGCUUUCUUAAAGGAUUGUGUUGAGUGGAGAUUGCUUCCUUGUUCUGCUGUAUUCCCUUGGUUACCUCUAGUCCCUGUUUUUAUAAACAAAUAAUGCAGACAAAGUUUUGGUAGAUCCUCACGUGAUUUGUUUUCAUAAGCCUAGGUCUCCAGGGCAAGAGAGUGUCAACAUGUUGUGAAUCCUGGAACAGGGUGCCAGAUCUGAUUAUUUUGAAGGAAGGGAAUAAAUGAAUACAUUGGCUGAUAAAAGAAUAAAGUUUGAAAUUUGGCUACCAUAAAAAUGAUCAUCUCUAUUCACAAAACAACUAAUUCAGUUAGUACUGCCCUGGGUGUGAAUUUCUUUACCUAUAUUUUAAAUGACAUCAAGCUAAUCUUUGACUCUAACCUCCUCUUUCAUUUGGGCUUUGUUGGGAUUUAACCAGGAAACAUGUUUGCUGUAGAUUUGAAUCAGCAUUUAAUCUGCCACAGUCUUAAGACCAACAUCCUAACAUGCAUUGUUCUGUGUUUUGCAGAAGACCAAAAGAUAUAAUUUAAAGGACUCGUGUGUAGGAUUUAGUGGACUCUAGCAGGGAGAUUGCAGAUUGCAACCAACUGAAUACCCCUCCCCUCUCCCCUCCCUUUCCAAGCGAGUAGGAGAACCUACGGUGGCUUUCAGGUAACAUAGAAAUGUGAAAGGCCCACUCUGGAGUCAGUGUUUAAAUUAUCUGCUCUGGGCUACUGUAGAAACAUGGCGAUGCAACAUGGCAAGCUUUGUAGAAGAGGACCCAAUCCCUAUUAUCCCUAUUACCUAUUAAGCAACAUAAAAAGACAUCAAUUCUUAAUUUCAGGUGCUUAUACACCAAUGAAAACAUUAAUGUUAUAUUUUUGCCAAUAGAUCCCCUAAAUCCUAUACACUGGUUCUUAAAGAUACAUAGAAAGCAUAUCAUAUAUUUUUAUUUCCUGGGAAUUGCCAUGAUGCAAUUUUAAAAUUAGAAGAAACAUUUGAAAGGUCUGUGUUUCUAUCAUUUUUCAUCUGGGUUUGAUUUUCGGAGCGUCAUUUGAAAGUAAUGCUGGAUUGUUGGAUGUCUUGGAUGUCCUAGUUGUUGGGACCUUGCCCGCAGCACAGUACCUGCCAUAAUACUUGAGACUAGUGGUAAAAAAUCCAUCCAUCCAAAAUUCCUGAUAAGGAAUGGGAGGGAUGAAAAUGCAAAUUCUCUUAAUACUGUAAAUGGAAGUAAUUCUUGUUUCACUGUGUGAUAGAAUACAUGAUUAAAACAGUUUUUGAAUACACUUUAGAGAGACUUUGGUCUUUCUGUUAGGCUGUUUACAUUAUUAAUACAUAAAUUCCAUUGGUGUCAUUUUUUUAGAGGUACACAAGAAGAUGAUAAUUCAUGUUAUUACACUGAGGGUGACAAAUGAUGAGAAGUGGUAAUGGGAUUGAAGACAGACAGUUGAGUGUGUCCCAAGCUGUGACACUGUUAGAUGUUUUUGUGUGUUAGACAAUCAGGUUCUUUGUCUCAAUUUGAUUUUUUUGAACAAGGAGUUAUAACCACAUAAAAUUUGAUCAUCUUGCAGCAUUGUAUUCAGGUGGCAAAUAGAGAAUUGUUAUAGAGAACUGAACACGUAGUAAUGUGCAAACCUAAUGAAAGACCCAACAAGCCCCUUUUCAUUUAAUCCACUCAUAUAAUUAAUAUCUUUUUUACAUGUAGAUACUGUUACCCUGGCCUGUAUUUGGUUCUUUGUGUGAGUAAACAGGGUCCAUGUUUCACUGUAAGCAUUUGUCCCAUUGGAUAACUGAAGAACAAAGACGAUCUUGGUGCUUUCGGGGAAACUGGCAGGGAUGAGGUUUUUCUGGUUUUUAGUGAAUCUUGCACUCAUAAUUCUCAUUUAUUUUCAAAAUCUGGAUCCAUCCUCCCAUGUCAUUUUUCUAUACCCAGGGCUGUUUAACUGUUGAAGAUAAUCUGUGACAAUUUUGUCAGACUGUAACUAUACUGACUCUGUACCAAAAGUGACUGGUGAAUUGAUUCCCUGGGGUAAUCUUUAACUGUUUUAAUGACAAAAAAAAGCAUUUUAGGAUUCAUUUUUUUGGUCAUUUGAAUAUGACACCGCUUGCUUUGUACAUAAAUGUGUUGAUGAUUAUUAAAAACCUCAGUGAUCUGUA